AUGGGUAAAAAGAACAAGAAGCCCACAGCGGGCGAAUCUCCUACUAUAGAGGCACAAGCUACUGCAGAGUCCUCAACAGCGCCUUCGACAGCGAAUAAAAAGAAGCCAACUUCUCCUGCGCCUCAGUCGUCCUCGUCUUCCUCAUCUGCGCUUGUAAUUUGCCGGAAUAAACACUGGCGUUACAUAUCCUCAUUCCAUGGACCAUGGUUGCAGCUACCGCUCGAAGUCCUCGAGACCUUGGCUAAUGCGAACUACUACAUGCCGUUACCGCGCCCUGUCGACCCAGCAGUAUUUUACGACCUGGUGAAGAUAAGACAGCUUGUAGACGGUGCUACGGAUCUAGCUGUACGAGCUGCAAAUGGAGUCGCAUCCUCGACAUUAUCUAAUUCGCUAGCGGGAGGAGCUGCGCAUCAUAUGCAAGCCUUAGGACUUGGGUUUGGGAAUAAUGCCGGCGCAAAACUUAGUCCAGAGCGGAAAUUCCGAAUGCGAGAGCAAGCUACCCAGAAGUUAUCGCGCGCCUAUCAUUUGGAUGAGAUAGCAUCAAGCGUGGCGACGAUGCAAUCUACUUCGACUCUGGAAAAUGUCGCCAGUCUUGUUUUACUAAGAGCACCCGAUGACCCUGAUGCUAACUACGUUCAUUUCUUCCACGAAAAGAUUCCGUCGAGGCAGCUGGCUGAAUGUACAGAUUUUCGCGCGCUGGAUCUUAUAAUAGGACAACGGUCCUCUGAUUGCGAGCCCCUGAGGACUCGUGCCAUCGUCCGAAUGUUCAAGGAUGAUUUCGAAGGUGCCGUUCGUGAUCUUACCUCUGCGUUGGGCGUAUACCGUCUUCAACAACCGCGGCACAAACCAGCAUCAGACGAGUCUCUGCAACUCGAACAGAAAACUCGGCGGCGGCGAGAUAACCCCCCUCUCGAUGAAAGAGACCAACCAAGUAGUAUAGAAGUACAGCUUUUAUUUCAGCGGGCUGGCUGCUACCUCACUCUAGCUUGCGACAACGUUGCGCUUGCGCUCCCUGAUUCGCCUAUUGAGCAAAAUGCGAAUUCACAAAACGGUACGAACGGGGCCAGCAAUGGCACUACUAAUGGUGAUUCAGCGCCACCACAAGCGGAAGAGGAUCUAGAGAACAAGGGUCCGUUUAAGAAGUUGUUAGAAGUGCGCAAGGUGGUACGUGUUUAUGCGAAGCGCGCGUUACGAGAUUAUAUGGAGUAUCUCAAGCAUUUUCACUAUUCGCCUAACCUACCUAUCGAAGUGUCGGAUGACUUUAGUCGCCAGGUAAAUCAGGCAACUCAUCGUAGCAAAAGGUACUACAGCCAGUCUCGCCAUGCAUCUCAGGACCCGAGUAGCCCUACGGGAACCUCACCUAGCCAUACGAUAUACGAGCUAUCCUCCCUUUUCUCGGCCACACCUCCCGCAGACCUGCCGCCGUAUCCCUCGACAGACCUCGUAUCUCCAAGCAGUGCUACUAUGGAGUCGAUUCAGACAACUACUGAGGUAGUCACUUACCACCCCUUACUGACUGACGCGCUACAUUCGCUACUAUUAUGUCAUACCCUUAUCCAAACCUCGGCAAAAGAGCUUCAGCGCCAUGCGCACAUGGUCGCGCGGCUUGCUCGUCUUGCCGAUGGGUAUCCAGUUUUCCAAGCAAGUAGGUCUCCCGCCCGAGCGGAUUGGAUUGAGGUCCUCCGAAGAGCGGAGAACUGGAUCGAACUCUCAUCAAGUUGGGAGGCUCUUUGCGCCCCGGCCCCGCUGCCAAUCCCUGUGUCGACAAACGGGGUAUCUACCGCGACCGCAAGCGUCAACGCCCUAUCUAUCACCGGAGGCACACCCCCCGCCGAAACUGAGGAACAGCGGAAGGAGCGGAUGCGGCAGCAAGCGAUCAUCGAAGCUCUAGAAGACGAGCGUGUCAACGACGAGGCGAGCUUCAAAGCGGCGAUUCUUGCCCGACAGCGAAGAGCCGAAGCUGAUCACGCAAGUUCCACCAACGGUGGCGUUCCUAGUCCGCAUGCCGGCCCUAAGCGUUGGGCCGUAGAUGACGGAAGGGAGUAUCCUAUCCUAACAGAACGUGCAGAGGCGGUCGCGAGGUGGAUACGCGAGGCGCCGACGGGAUCCGGCACCGGGAGUAGCAAACGCAAAAAGAAGCCGAGAACCGCGAAGCCAGCCGCCGAAUGCGAUAGCUAG
Messenger RNA from Daldinia childiae, 2178 nucleotides. RefSeq lists its product as uncharacterized. The record is from RefSeq and is a predicted model, not a curated record. The transcript is spliced from 2 exons. Bases 1 to 2178 code for a protein of 725 amino acids. Lineage: Eukaryota; Fungi; Ascomycota; Sordariomycetes; Xylariales; Hypoxylaceae.